AUGGCUCCUCAGGUCUUCUUUAUCACUGGUACUUCGACUGGUUUCGGAAACGAGCUCGUGAAGAAGUGUCUUGCCGAGGGCGACAAAGUGGUCGCCACCGCCCGCAAGUCCUCCAAGCUCAAAUUUGACGGCACCACAAAAGAUAACUACCUCGCCGUCGACCUCGACGUCACAAGCGAUGACUCCGUCCACGCCGCCUUCGACGCCGCCCUGCACCAAUUCGGCCGCAUCGACGUCGUCUGCAACAACGCGGGCUACGGCCUCAGCGGCGAAUUCGAAUCCGUGACCGAAGAACAAUCCCGCAAACAAAUGGAAGUCAACUUCUUCGGCCUGCUCAAAGUCACCCGUCGCGCGCUGAAGAUCAUGCGCGAGGUGAACAAACCCGCCGGCGGCAAGAUCCAGCAGAUUACGAGUAUUGGCGGGCAGAGGGGGGUGCCGACGUUCUCGAUUUAUUGCGCGAGUAAGUGGGCGGUGGAGGGGUUUACGGAGGCGGUUUGGAAGGAGUUGAAGCCGGAGUGGAAUAUCAAGCUCACUUGUAUUGAGCCGGGAGGUUUCCGGACGGAUUGGGCGGGGAGGAGUAUGGAGUUUGGGGCGCAGAAGGAAGCUGCCUACGACCAUAUCGAUGCCCAGUCGACCAUGGGCAAGCGUCAUGGUACCCAAGUGGGUGAUCCAGUAAAGGGCGCGAGAGCUUUCUGGGACAUUGCAAAGAUGGACGACCCACCACUCCGGGUUGUCAUUGGAAGUGACGCUUACGAGGGAAUUACGACCAAGAUCAAGGAGUACGGCGAGCUGUACCCCAAGUAUGAGAAGCUGAGCAAGAGCACCGACGUCGACGAGAAGUAA
Molecule: messenger RNA, 843 nt
Organism: Zasmidium cellare ATCC 36951
Lineage: Eukaryota; Fungi; Ascomycota; Dothideomycetes; Mycosphaerellales; Mycosphaerellaceae
Exons: 7
Coding region: 1-843 (280 amino acids)
Source: RefSeq, a predicted model, not a curated record